Messenger RNA from Pediculus humanus corporis (human body louse), 1473 nucleotides. RefSeq names its product Importin alpha-3 subunit, putative. Bases 1 to 1473 code for a protein of 490 amino acids. Gene Ontology annotation, molecular function: nuclear import signal receptor activity; protein binding. Gene Ontology annotation, biological process: NLS-bearing protein import into nucleus. The transcript has 2 exons. The record is from RefSeq and is a predicted model, not a curated record. Gene Ontology annotation, cellular component: nucleus; nucleoplasm; cytoplasm. NCBI's taxonomy places the organism in Eukaryota, Metazoa, Arthropoda, Insecta, Psocodea, Pediculidae.
AUGAGAAGACGGCGCAAUGAGGUCACCAUCGAAUUGAGAAAAAAUAAAAGAGAAGAAACGUUACAAAAAAGACGAAACAUAUUUGAUAUUGAAUCAUUAGAAGAAGACGACAUUGACAAAAAAAUUAGCGUCGAAGAAAUAGUUAGAAAUUCUGCUAGUUCUAAUCCGGAAAUACAAUUAAAUGCCGUUCAAGCAGCAAGAAAACUCCUUUCCUCCGAUCGGAAUCCCCCAAUAGAUGAUUUAAUAAAUGCAGGAAUAUUGCCAAUAUUGGUCAACUGCCUUUGUUCCGAAAAUCCUACCCUACAAUUUGAAGCAACGUGGGCUUUAACGAACAUAGCUUCUGGUUCCAGUCGUCAAACAAAGGCCGUUGUCGAUGCUCAGGCCGUACCACUGUUCCUUCAGCUCUUAUUGUCUCCUCAUCAAAACGUAUGCGAGCAAGCCGUUUGGGCUCUUGGCAACGUUAUUGGUGACGGCCCUGAUUUACGAGAUUACGUUAUUAAUUUAGGAGUUGUAGGUCCUUUGCUUACUUUUAUAAAACCAAAUAUACCCAUCAGUUUCUUACGUAACAUCACUUGGGUUAUCGUUAACCUCUGCAGAAGCAAAGAUCCUCCUCCUCCUUCUCAAACCAUCAGCGAAAUAUUACCCGCUUUAAACGUUCUUAUUCAUCAUAGUGAUAUAAAUAUACUCGUCGACACCGUUUGGGCCAUAAGUUAUUUGACAGACGGUGGAAACGAUCAAAUUCAAAUGGUAGUCGACAGUGGUAUAGUAUCGAAGUUAAUACCGUUGUUAUCUCAUAAGGAAGUAAAAGUUCAAACGGCGGCUUUAAGAGCGGUUGGAAAUAUUGUCACGGGAACGGACGAACAAACUCAGGUUGUACUAAAUUGCGACGCUCUUUCUCACUUUCCAGAACUUUUGUCUCACUCCAAAGAGAAAAUAUGCAAGGAAGCCGUUUGGUUUCUAUCGAACAUAACGGCCGGAAACCAGCAUCAAGUUCAGCAAGUCAUCGAUGCAAAUUUAUUACCCCACAUAAUUAGAAAUUUAGUCGAGGGGGAAUUUCAGACGAAAAAAGAAGCGGCAUGGGCUUUAAGCAAUUUAACAUUAAGCGGUAACCGAGAUCAAGUAGCCACUCUAAUACAAGAAGGUGUUAUUCCGCCUUUUUGCGACUUGUUAGCAUGUAACGAUAAUCAAGUUAUACAAGUAGUUUUGGACGGGAUUAACAAUAUGCUGAGAAUGGCGGGUCCGCAAGUCGAGGGACUCGCUAACAUGAUAGAAGAAUGCGGAGGAUUGGACAAGAUUGAAGCACUUCAAAAUCAUGAAAAUCAUGAUAUAUAUAAAUUGGCUUUUGAUAUUAUUGAAAAUUACUUUUCGGAAGAUGCCGAAGACGAUCCGAAUUUAAUGCCUCAAGCUACAGAAACAGGAUUUCAAUUCGAUCCGAAUACGAGUAUAUCAAGUGAAGGUUUCAAAUUCGAGUGA